AUGGAUGCCGGCAACAGGCCAGUCAAGCCGCCAAGCGGCCCUAUCUCCUCAUGUCCACAGGGGUUGGCCAGGGUUCACAAGGAAACGGUCGUCGGGGAAGGUGUAGUUGAUGAGCACCUGAUUGCUAUUACCGAAGCUGAAAAUGCUGGUAGUCAGAGGGUGCUACUGAAAUCUGGGUUUGAGCGAUUCCGCGAGUAUGUUGAGGUCGAUGGUAGUCAGACUAAAAAUCUCAUUGCAUUCCGCUUUGUUCCAAAGAAGCAGUGA
Messenger RNA from Penicillium bovifimosum, 264 nucleotides. RefSeq lists its product as uncharacterized. The record is from RefSeq and is a predicted model, not a curated record. NCBI's taxonomy places the organism in Eukaryota, Fungi, Ascomycota, Eurotiomycetes, Eurotiales, Aspergillaceae. The transcript has a single exon. The coding region runs from base 1 to 264 and encodes 87 amino acids.